Molecule: messenger RNA, 642 nt
Organism: Knipowitschia caucasica
Lineage: Eukaryota; Metazoa; Chordata; Actinopteri; Gobiiformes; Gobiidae
Source: the annotation of a GenBank genome assembly
AUGGGAACCGAAACUACAACUGACUCAAAGAAGAAGAUCAAGAAGGAGAAGGAGAUCAAGAAGGAGAAGAAGAAGAUCAAGAAGGAGAAGAUCAAGAAGGAGAAGGAGAUCAAGAAGGAGAAGAAGAAGAUCAAGAAGGAGAAGAUCAAGAAGGAGAAGGAGAAGAAGAUCAAGAAGAAGGAGAAGGCAGAAGGAAGAAGAAGAAGGAGAAGAAGAAGAAGGAGGAGAAGAUCUGAGCCACUGUUGCUCAGAUCUUCCGUCACUGUACUCUGCUCAGCUCAGACAGGCCCAGGGGAGGACCCUGCAGGACAGGCCCAGGGGAGGACCCUGCAGGACAGGCCCAGGGGAGGACCCUGCAGGACAGGCCCAGGGGAGGACCCUGCAGGACAGGCCCAGGGGAGGACCCUGCAGGACAGGCCCAGGGGAGGACCCUGCAGGACAGGCCCAGGGGAGGACCCUGCUGGACAGGCCCAGGGGAGGACCCUGCAGGACAGGCCCAGGGGAGGACCCUGCAGGACAGGCCCAGGGGAGGACCCUGCAGGACAGGCCCAGGGGAGGACCGUGCAGGACAGGCCCAGGGGAGGACCCUGCUGGACAGGCCCAGGGGAGGACGUACACAGUGCAAAAAAGGAUCAAAUAUGA